This is a messenger RNA of Elephantulus edwardii (Cape elephant shrew), 960 nucleotides long. Its product is annotated as olfactory receptor 1L3-like. Gene Ontology annotation, cellular component: membrane. Gene Ontology annotation, biological process: G protein-coupled receptor signaling pathway. Gene Ontology annotation, molecular function: G protein-coupled receptor activity; olfactory receptor activity. The record is from RefSeq and is a predicted model, not a curated record. The transcript has a single exon. Lineage: Eukaryota; Metazoa; Chordata; Mammalia; Macroscelidea; Macroscelididae. Bases 1 to 960 code for a protein of 319 amino acids.
AUGUUUAACCAAACAAGAUCUUCUGUUUUUAUACUAUUGGGACUCUCUUCUCGUCCUGAGGACCAGAAACUGCUCUUUGCACUCUUUUUCACAAUUUACCUGGUCACUUUGGUGGGAAAUUUGCUAAUCAUCUUGACCAUCCACUUUGAUCUUAAGCUCCAAAACCCCAUGUAUUUCUUUCUAAGCAUCUUAUCUUUUGCUGAUAUUUGCUACACUACAGUCAUAGUCCCCAAGAUGCUGAUGACCUUCUUAUCGGAAACUAAGACUAUUGCCUAUGGUGAAUGUCUGACACAGAUGUAUUUCUUCCUUGUCUUUGGGAACAUGGAUAGUUACCUCCUGGCAGCUAUGGCCAUUGACCGUCAUGUAGCUAUUUGUAAUCCUUUCCACUAUAUCACUGUUAUGAGCCACAGACGCUGUUUGUUGCUAGUGUCCUUUUCCAUUGUUUUCUCCUGUCUUCACUCCCUCCUACAUGUCCUCUUAGUGAAUCGGCUCACAUUUUGUGCUUCAAAUGUUAUUCACCACUUUUUUUGCGAUGUUAACCCACUUCUGAAACUGUCCUGCUCUUCUACGUCCAUCAAUGAACUUGUGGCCUUAACAGAAGGACUGGCCUCUGUGAUGGCUCCAUUUGUCUGCAUCAUCAUCUCUUACCUGCAGAUCCUCAUUGCAGUUUUCAGGAUCCCCUCAGCUGCAGGAAAACGCAAAGCCUUCUCCACCUGCAGUUCUCAUCUCAUUGUGGUGACUCUGUUUUAUGGAAGUAUCAGCUAUGUCUAUUUCCAGCCUUUGUCUAGUUAUACGGUUAAAGAUCGAAUAGCAACAGUCAUCUACACUGUAUUGACGUCGAUGCUAAACCCAUUUAUCUACAGUCUCAGAAACAAAGAUCUGAAACAGGGUUUGGCAAAACUGAUAAACAAGAUUAAAUCUCAAAUGGAAAUGGAAUCUACCAAUAUACAUGGGCCUUAA